GGCCGCGCCUGUCGGCAGCGGCGCGGGGGACAGCGCCCCGCGGCCCCGCCCCGCCGUGACCUCGGCGCGCGCACCGGGCGCCGCGGCCGUUGCGGCGCGCGCCUCACGUGACGCAGACUUGGAUCUUCUGUCUAACAAACAAACAUGAGUCAUCUGAAGCUGUUCGUGGCUACGCUGAAGUGGCAUGGCAUUAAACUUCUGGAAAAGCAAGAUAUAGCCAGAAGGGUAUUUUUACAUGGCCAACGGUAUGUUUCAUCAGGAACCUCAGAACCAUUCCUGAGUGCGAGUAAUUCAAAUUAUGUGGAGGAAAUGUAUUAUGCGUGGCUUGAAAACCCUAAAAGCGUACAUAAGUCCUGGGAUGUGUUUUUCCAAAAUGCUAAUGCUGGCCAAGCAUAUGAUCCCCAUCUACCAGAUCAGUUGGAAAGAAAGGCAUCGUUUCUUCAGAGCCAUGGCCUGGCCCAGACACCGGGUAAAGCUGAAAAGCUUGUUGAAGAUCACCUCGCUGUGCAGUCUUUGAUAAGAGCAUACCAAAUCCGUGGCCAUCAUGUGGCUCAGCUGGAUCCCCUUGGAAUUCUGGAUGCAGACUUGGAUUCGUUUGUUCCAUCUGACUUAAUCACUACAAUCGAUAAACUUGGGUUUUAUGGUUUGCAUGAAUCAGAUUUGGACAAAGUCUUUCAGCUGCCUACAACCACCUUCAUAGGAGGAAGUGAGAACAGUCUUUCUUUAAGAGAGAUCAUCAAAAGGCUGGAGAAUACUUACUGCCAACACAUUGGCUUGGAGUUUAUGUUCAUCAAUGAUGUGGAGCAGUGCCAGUGGAUCCGGCAGAAGUUUGAGACACCGGGAGUUAUGAAGUUUAGCAAUGAGGAAAAAAGGACUUUGUUGGCAAGGCUGGUGCGCUCAAUGAGAUUUGAAGACUUCCUUGCUCGCAAGUGGUCUUCCGAAAAGAGAUUUGGUUUGGAAGGAUGUGAAGUAAUGAUUCCUGCACUUAAGACCAUCAUUGAUAAAUCCAGUGAAAUGGGAAUUGAAUAUGUUAUUAUGGGGAUGCCUCACAGAGGUAGGCUGAAUGUAUUGGCUAAUGUAAUCCGAAAAGAGCUGGAGCAGAUCUUCUGUCAGUUUGAUCCCAAACUUGAAGCAGCUGAUGAGGGAUCUGGGGAUGUAAAAUAUCAUCUGGGAAUGUACCAUGAGAGGAUCAACAGAGCAACAAACAAGAAAAUCACUCUGUCCCUGAUGGCUAACCCUUCUCACUUGGAAGCAGUUGAUCCUGUUGUGCAAGGGAAAACAAAAGCUGAACAGUUUUAUCGAGGGGAUACGGCAGGGAAAAAGGUUAUGUCCAUAUUAUUACAUGGGGAUGCUGCCUUUGCAGGACAAGGAGUGGUUUAUGAGACGUUUCAUCUUAGUGACCUCCCAUCCUACACCACAAAUGGCACUAUUCACGUUGUGGUCAACAACCAGAUUGGCUUCACCACAGACCCCCGUAUGGCCCGUUCAUCUCCAUAUCCUACUGAUGUCGCUCGUGUGGUCAACGCUCCCAUUUUUCAUGUGAAUGCUGAUGACCCUGAAGCAGUGAUGUAUGUGUGCAGUGUAGCUGCAGAAUGGCGAAACACAUUCAAUAAAGAUGUGGUGGUUGACUUGGUUUGUUACCGUAGGAGGGGGCACAAUGAAAUGGAUGAACCAAUGUUCACCCAGCCUCUAAUGUACAAGCAGAUUCAUAAGCAGGUGCCAGUGCUGAAGAAGUAUGCUGACAAACUGAUUGCAGAUGGGACUGUAACACUGCAGGAGUUUGAGGAAGAAAUUGCAAAGUAUGAUAGAAUAUGUGAAGAAGCAUAUACUAGAUCUAAGGAUAAUAAGAUCCUACAUAUCAAGCACUGGCUUGAUUCACCUUGGCCUGGAUUCUUUAACGUGGAUGGAGAACCCAAGAGCAUGUCUUGUCCUCCAACUGGCAUUUCAGAAGACCUGCUGACUCACAUUGGCAAUGUAGCUAGUUCAGUGCCAGUCAAAGACUUCAAAAUACAUGCAGGACUCUCUCGGAUUUUGAGAGCCCGCUUGGAAAUGACCAAGAACAGGGUUGUUGACUGGGCCUUAGCAGAAUACAUGGCUUUUGGCUCUUUUCUGAAAGAAGGGAUCCAUGUCCGACUAAGUGGACAGGAUGUGGAGAGGGGUACUUUUAGCCAUCGUCAUCAUGUGCUUCAUGAUCAAGAAGUUGACAAGAGAACGUGUGUUCCCAUGAAUCAUCUCUGGGAGCAGCAGGCCCCCUAUACUGUGUGCAACAGCUCCCUUUCUGAAUAUGGUGUCUUAGGUUUUGAACUUGGCUUUGCUAUGGCAAGUCCCAAUGCCCUGGUGUGCUGGGAGGCCCAGUUUGGCGACUUCCACAACACGGCGCAGUGUAUAAUAGACCAGUUCAUCAGCUCUGGCCAGGCCAAGUGGGUUCGUCACAAUGGGAUCGUCCUGCUCUUGCCACAUGGAAUGGAAGGAAUGGGUCCAGAGCAUUCAUCAGCCAGGCCUGAGAGGUUUCUGCAGAUGAGCAAUGAUGAUUCUGAUGCUUAUCCAGAGUUCAGUGAGCAGUUUGAAGUCUCUCAGCUGUAUGAAUGCAACUGGAUUGUGGUGAAUUGUUCAACUCCAGCCAAUUACUUUCACGUCCUCAGAAGACAGAUCUUGCUGCCAUUCAGAAAACCGCUGAUUAUUUUGACACCCAAGUCACUGCUGAGGCAUCCAGAAGCUAAAUCCAGUUUUGAUGAAAUGGUGUCUGGUACCACUUUCCAACGCGUGAUUCCUGAGAAUGGGCUGGCAGCUCAUGCACCACAUGAGGUCAAGCGAGUGAUUUUCUGCACAGGAAAAGUAUACUAUGAUCUUGUGAAAGAGAGAAAGAAUCAAGACCUGGAGAAACAAGUAGCUAUAACCAGGCUUGAACAGAUCUCACCAUUCCCCUUUGACUUGCUGAAAGAAGAACUUGAGAAGUAUCCAGGUGCUGAUCUAGUUUGGUGUCAGGAGGAACACAAAAACAGUGGAUAUUAUGAUUAUGUCAAACCUCGUUUCCGCACUAUUGUGAACCACACUCGACCUAUAUGGUAUGUUGGCCGAGAGCCUGCUGCAGCAGCUGCCACAGGCAACAAGAACACGCAUCUGGUAUCACUCAGAAGGUUCUUGGAUACAGCUUUCAACCUGGAAGCCUUUGAGGGAAAGACAUUCUGACUGCAGGGCACCGACCCAUCUCUGACUAGUAGUCUCUCAAAUCACUCCAUCCGAAAGAGGAGAUAAAAGUGGGAAAAAUACUGGAAAUUACAUACUUUUGCUUUACCAGAUAAAACGAUCCAGCAGCUGACUUCAUUAAUCUGCACCUUGCUCCCCAGUUUGUAAGGGAAAAAAAAAAAAUUCCAACUUACCUUCCACCAUUUUUUGUCACUUGUCUAUUUAGAUUGGGACCUCUCUGGCACAAGGAGAGUCUCCUGUCCAAGGAUGCAGUGCUAGCUCAGUGAGGCUCCAAUCUCAGUCUGCAGGCACUAAUUACUGUAAGUAAGUAGAGCAGGCAUGGACAGCAUGAUAGUUAUGCACAUCCCUGAAAAAGAAGAGUACGUUUGGGAGCCACUACGUAAACAAGGUGCAUUGUUACAAGGAAAAUGGUUGACAGUUAUUUCUAGAUAUAUUGGAGAGGAGUAAUGAAACCAAAAAGCAAAGAGUUGAUAGAUGACUUUGGUAGAGAAGUGUACUGACUGUGGUUGUUGGAAGGAGAUGGUAAGGUAGCCUGGUGAUGUGAGGAGGAGCCUGGAAAUAGGGAGUCAGAUUACAAAGUUGCUAAACUAUGGGUGACAACAAAAGUGGUGUGGAUUACUUAGGUAUAAACUGGAGGAGGGUGAUGAAGGCAGAAAUAAAAGGGACCAUGAAAAGGUUUGUUGGGGGUAGCUGGGGAGGGAAGAUGUCUACACAAGACCACAGCUGAUGGAGCAGUGGGUGAUCAGCAGGAGAAUUCAGCGUCAAAUGACUUCACAAGUAAGAGGUGACAGCACCAAUUGCUCCCACUCCCUGGGCUGCCUGCUUUGAUGCUCUGUGGUAUUAGGGAACUGUGGGGUCCUGUGAACAUCCUCGUUUUGGCCGAACACUCUUUCCCUCACCAAACUACUAGGAUCUGCUUUUUUUUUGACCUGGUAGCACCUGUAAAAAGAUGGUGUUUGGAUGAGAAAUCUGUGUUUGUGCAACAAGGAGCGGGUUUUCUGCUUUGUCCCGUGCUAAUCCCUGCCUCAUGUCUCCUUGCUGAUACUAAUUCAACUCUGAAGUAGCAAUUCCUGAUUUAGUCACCCUUUCUUAUGUUAAGAGGAAGGUGAGCAAGCAACAGUUGCUGAUUGACCAAAGGCACAUGCUGUGGUUUUGUACAAGUAGUAAUUGAUUUUUGUCAAUUUUUCUUUUUUCUCCCCUUGUGUUUACUUGUCAAUUAGGAUAUCAAUUGCCAUGUACUUUCAGUAUGGACAUAAAA
This is a messenger RNA of Harpia harpyja (harpy eagle), 4465 nucleotides long. It is a transcript of the gene OGDHL, whose product is annotated as oxoglutarate dehydrogenase L. Gene Ontology annotation, biological process: tricarboxylic acid cycle. The transcript is spliced from 23 exons. The record is from RefSeq and is a predicted model, not a curated record. Gene Ontology annotation, cellular component: mitochondrion; oxoglutarate dehydrogenase complex. Gene Ontology annotation, molecular function: thiamine pyrophosphate binding; oxoglutarate dehydrogenase (succinyl-transferring) activity. Bases 145 to 3189 code for a protein of 1014 amino acids. NCBI's taxonomy places the organism in Eukaryota, Metazoa, Chordata, Aves, Accipitriformes, Accipitridae.